Lutra lutra (Eurasian river otter) is the source of this 2185-nucleotide messenger RNA. Its product is annotated as mRNA (2'-O-methyladenosine-N(6)-)-methyltransferase-like. The record is from RefSeq and is a predicted model, not a curated record. NCBI's taxonomy places the organism in Eukaryota, Metazoa, Chordata, Mammalia, Carnivora, Mustelidae. Gene Ontology annotation, molecular function: mRNA (2'-O-methyladenosine-N6-)-methyltransferase activity; RNA polymerase II C-terminal domain binding. Gene Ontology annotation, cellular component: nucleus.
AUGGGUGAUUGUCUAAGUCAGCGUUCUCCAGGAGCACCCGCACUUCGGUCAAGUGGGGCUGGAGCUAGUUCAUGGGCACUUCAGGGUUUAGAGCCCAUGACCAAGAUCUGCAUCCCCAUACCCACCCACCAGUGGGUACAAGUCUCUUGGGUCCCUUUGUGUACAGUGCUGAUGAUGACACAAUCAAAUCCAAACACAGCUCCAGUGACAUUCUCUGGUUAUGGAGUUGUUUCUGCAUCUGUCGCUGGGACUUCAGUGGGUGAAUCGGCUACCAGAGUUAAGGCCUAUCUUCUCAAAAUGGCCCUCCUCAUCUCUGGGUGGCCCUACAGUUUCAUAAUCCCUUACGUGGAUCCCAUAGCAGCCACAAAGGCACGAAGAAUUCGCUCCCAGCUCAUCCUCAAGCUUCGGCAGCACUACCCGGAGCUGUGCCAGCAGCGAGAGGGCAUUGAGCCCCCACGAGAAUCUUUCAACCGCUGGAUGCUGGAGCGCAAGGUCGUGGAUAAAGGCUCUGACCCCCUGUUGCCGAGCAACUGUGAACCGGUCGUGUCACCCCCCUUGUUUCGUGAAAUUAUGAAUGACAUUCCCAUCAGGUUAUCCCGAAUCAGGUUCCGGGAGGAAGCCAAGCGCCUGCUCUUUAAAUACGCAGAAGCUGCAAGGCGGCUCAUUGAAUCCAGGAGUGCGUCCCCCGACAGCAGGAAGGUAGUCAAAUGGAACGUGGAGGACACCUUCAGCUGGCUGCGGAAGGACCACUCUGCCUCCAAAGAGGACUACAUGGACCGCCUGGAGCACCUGCGGAGGCAAUGUGGCCCCCACGUGUCAGCUGCAGCAAAGGACGCCGUGGAGGGAAUCUGUAGUAAGAUCUACCACAUCUCCCUGGAGUAUGUCAAACGGAUCCGUGAGAAGCACCUUGCCAUCCUCAAGGAAAACAACAUCCCAGAGGAGGUGGAGGCCCCAGAAGUGGAGCCCCGCCUGGUGUACUGUUACCCAGUACGGUUGGCCGUGUCUGCACCCCCCAUGCCCAAUGUGGAGAUGCAUAUGGAGAAUAAUGUGGUCUGCAUCCGGUAUAAGGGAGAGAUGGUCAAGGUCAGCCGCAACUACUUUAGCAAGCUGUGGCUGCUUUACUGCUACAGCUGCAUUGACGACUCUGCCUUUGAGAGGUUCCUGCCCCGAGUCUGGUGUCUCCUCCGACGGUACCAGAUGAUGUUUGGCGUCGGCCUCUACGAGGGGACAGGCCUGCAGGGAUCGCUGCCCGUGCACGUCUUUGAGGCCCUCCACCGACUCUUCGGCGUCAGCUUUGAGUGCUUCGCCUCGCCCCUCAACUGCUACUUCCGCCAGUACUGCUCUGCCUUCCCGGACACAGAUGGCUACUUUGGCUCCCGCAGGCCCUGCCAGGACUUCUCCCCGCUGAGUGGUUCCUUUGAGGCCAACCCUCCGUUCUGCGAGGAGCUCAUGGAUGCCAUGGUCUCUCACUUCGAGAAACUGCUCGAGAGCUCACCAGAGCCCCUGUCCUUCAUCGUGUUCAUCCCCGAGUGGGAGUGGCGCGAACCCCCCACGCCGGCGCUCACCCGCAUGGAGCAGAGCCUCUUCAAACGCCACCAGCUGGUCCUGCCUGCCUUCGAGCACGAGUACCGCAGGGGCUCCCAGCACGUCUGCAAGAAGGAAGAAAUGCACUACAAGGCUGUCCACAACACGGCCGUGCUCUUCCUACAGAAUGACCCUGGCUUUGCCAAGUGGGGGCCGACGCCGGAGCGGCUGCAGGAGCUGAGCUCCGCCUACCGGCAGUCAGGCCGCAGCCAUGGCUCUGGCUCCUCUUCUUCCUCGGAGAACAAGGACCGGGACUCGAGUCACCAACAGGGCCCUAGCCGCGAGCCUCACCCCACUUAACACAUCCUGCGGGGAGGAGGAGCCCCAGGGUGCUGGUAUGGACUGCUGGGACUCGGGCCUCUUGGGGCUGAGCAGACCCUAGGACCCUCCCCCUGAGGUGGCAGCGGGACUCAGGCUGCCAGUGUCAUAGGAAGAUUAUGGCUCUGCCAGGGCUCCCCCUCCCUGCCCGAACCCCCAACUCCUCACCUCAAACUCACUCCGACUCCUGUGUAAAUAGGUCCCAUCCCUUCCUUUCCUCCCCCCAAUCCCAACCAUCUUAUCGCCAUCUUGUUUCAUUUGUAAAAGGAAAUACAGAAACCCC